AUGGAGCUCCCACUAAUCAACACCCUGAGGGCUGCCUUCAUCCUCAUCAUCCUCAUCUCCACAGUUUCAAGUCAAGUUGACUGGGACUUUUGUGGCACCUGGCGGCAUGGCAGGGGCUCCCUGAAACUGAACAUCAACCUGACCACAGGCUGUAAUCACAUGUUAAUAUCAGCCAAUGAGAACUCUCUGUCCAUUAGUGGACAGAUCACGGCACAGUGUAUGUGGUCUGAAGUGCUUCCCCUCGACCAGUAUGGACUUCAUUCAGGGGAGGAAAGUGACUUCUGUCUGUACUGGGAACCAUUGCUGGACCAGAUGAAACUGCAGAUUGGUGGGAUGAACCUCACUCUAUGCUGGCCCACUGGUCUACCAGACUCCUGUUGCACUGGUCUGACUGAUGGCCCAAAGUCACCUACAGCCCUCUACGGCAUCGCCAAUACAAAGAUCAAAGAGGAUCCUACUGCCAGUGAAACACUGACAUUCUACAACUUCACGGGAGACCCCACCAGCUGCAAAACAUUAUGUCCUUCACCCAGCUCUGAGAUGGAGAUGAAGGAGGAUUUCAAAGGCCAAAUCAUUACUUCUCCUAUCAUGAAAGGUGUCCCACCAGAGUCUGCCACCACUGUCUAUCUGCCCCCCUCUCUAAAGCAAGCUGCAAAAAACCACAGCAAAGUAGUCUGCACCUUCUUCAAAAACAACUCCCUGUUCCAGGAUGGUCAUGAGAAGGGCAGGAUUCUCAAUGAUGUGGUGGGAAUCACCGUGGAGAACGAGGUCAUCAAAGAUCUGCCUGAGAAGAUCAGGAUCACUUUCCACCAUGAUGUCAUUCCUAAAACACAUUCAAGGAAAUGUGUCUCAUGGGACACCAGGAAAGAUCCUAUAAAGGUGCAUUGGCUGGGUGAUGGGUGUGAGACGCUGCAGAAAGGAGCCAACCACACUGAGUGCCUGUGUGACCAUAUGACUUACUUUGCUGUCCUGGUGCAACUGGAGGAUCGACCGGUGCGCCACCUGCUGGCACUGACCACCAUUACAUCUCUGGGUUGCACCGUGUCUGUGAUCAGCUGUGUCACUGUCCUCAUCUUCCUCUGCAGGAAGAGGAAAUCUAUGGAGGAGUCCUUACCCAUCCACCUGGGUUUAGCUGCUUCCCUCGCCUUCCUCAAUCUGCUCUUCUUCUUUACUGGGAUCCUGGCCAAUGUGGGAGGGGAGGGUGUGUGCGUGUGGGUGGGGGCAGCCCUUCACUACGCCCUGCUCAGCUCCUUCUUCUGGAUGGGUAUUGAGGUUGUGGACAUCUACUGGUUGAUCUGCAAAGGUUUCAACCACGACCCAAAGAUAUAUGUCUGUAUCCUGGUCGGCUUUGUUCUCCCAGCUGUUCCUGUUAUCGUCCUGGCUGCAGUAGGUGACAUUUACGGCCUGAGAGAGGUGGUGCCGAGCGAUGACGUGUCCAAUCCUUAUCGCAUGUGCUGGAUGAAAAACAACAGCAAGGCCUGGCUGGCGCACUAUUUCACCACUAUGACCAUCCUGCCCAUACUGGUGAUCACGGGCAUGGUGAUGCUUUUCCUGUUCUACUGGAAGAGCACCACCAGGAAUGAAAACACCAUGACUAAAUGGAGGCGGAACCGUGUGGCGUUUUUCAGUAUCUGGGGCCUCAGCUGUGUCUUUGGGACAACUUGGGGUCUCACCUUCCUGGACAUAAGACCUCUCUCUGAAUACAUUCUCUUCAUCUCCUGCAUCUUCAAUUCAUUCCAAGGCUUCUUCCUCAUGCUGUGGUCUACAUGCUGGAUGGAGGACCACAGUAACAAAUAUGCUACCUGUAUUAAGCGGGUAAAGAGGAGCAAUGAGGACAAGAUGCACAGUGUACAGGAGCUCUCAGAUACUUAUUUCCACUCUCAACCUGUGCCACAGAGGUCGCGCUAG
This is a messenger RNA of Scomber scombrus (Atlantic mackerel), 1908 nucleotides long. Its product is annotated as adhesion G-protein coupled receptor G5-like. The coding region runs from base 1 to 1908 and encodes 635 amino acids. Gene Ontology annotation, biological process: adenylate cyclase-activating G protein-coupled receptor signaling pathway; cell surface receptor signaling pathway. The record is from RefSeq and is a predicted model, not a curated record. The transcript has 16 exons. NCBI's taxonomy places the organism in Eukaryota, Metazoa, Chordata, Actinopteri, Scombriformes, Scombridae. Gene Ontology annotation, molecular function: G protein-coupled receptor activity. Gene Ontology annotation, cellular component: membrane.